UUGUGGGAAAUCGAAGCUUUUGAAUAUCUACGAAUUUUACCCGCAGGAGAAGGAGAAGGAUAAAUCUCUGUUUUUUUCGUUGUGUUCUUGCUUCUCUGAUUAUGGCUCUCCCCAGGCUGCGCUGCUUCUUCAUGGCAGUUUUUCUCCUAUUUUUUGCUGCUCAUCGCUCUGUUCGUGCUCUGCAUUCCUCUACUGAUCUCAACCCCCCUUAUCCUAAAGCCAUCUCCGAUUUGAAGGAGGCGAUUGUGAAGACGUUAGGGUUUCAGGCGGACGAUUUUAAGGUCUCGGGGUUCGAUCUCAGAGAUGCGCAGGUCGGCCAUUCGGUUGCUUAUGAGUUCGAUUUGGAGAUUGAUAACAAGGUUGUUCCGUUUAAGCUUUUGGAGGACGUCAAUCGCUGGGAGUACGUAGAUUUGCCCAUUUUUCGAAUUCAGGAGCAGUCCCCUCGACCUGGUGACGAGAAUUCGUUGGUUCAGAAACGUAAUCCUGGCUAUGAUUCGCCUGUUUUGGCUCCCUUUCAGCUCGCCGGACCUAUGGAGCUCUGGAUUCAGGAUGCCGAUGGCAUGAGGGUUUCUUUGCCGCAUGAUGUGGACGCUGGUGUGUUGAAGAAGGUUGUUUUGGCAGAUGGAGCAGUUGUUACUGUAACUGGUGCUAGGUCUGUUAGCCUGCGCCACCCACUUGAUCUUCCUCUCCCGCUCAACCGAACAGGGAACGGAUUCGCAUCUGGUCUUGUAGCCUUGGCUGAACGGCUUCGCCACAUUUCCCGCACUCAAGCAACCCCACUUCUUUCCCUUCGUAUCAUUGGUCCUACCUCCCUUACAUCAUCUCCUAGCUCCAGCAACAGGCUCAAGCUCAAACGCCUUGCUCCCGGUCUCGUGGAACUCUCAUCACCUUCUAAAAACAUCCAUGCCAUUGAGUCUCCUUCCUCCGUCCAUCUUCAAGGUGAGGCCCCCACCAUUCUAACGCCCAAGGCAUUCACAACUCUGUGGCCGAUCACAUCCAUCAACGGCUCGAACUCGAACUUACUUGGUUUCGAGGCACUCCUCACAUCCAUUCUCGGCCCCAAGGCAGACAAAAAGGGCUCCUUCAAGCUGUUGAAGGCCAAUGUCUCUGCCCAGACAUUCGUGAAGAUCGGUUUUGGCGUUGACAAGAAGGUGAAAGAAGGGGAUGGGAUCAACUGGGAAGGAUUUCAAGAAUGGAGGACUAAGCCUGAGGUUGUGAGGAUGCAUUUGGAGGUACUGGCGAAGGUCGAUGGGGAGAGGAUCAUACCGGAGAGGGUGAUACCCGUUAAACCAGUUAUGAUCGAGGACACCGCUGCACCUCACCUGCUACUGGGAAACAUGACGUUGUCGAAAACUCCAACUGUUUACACCCCAUCCGAUCCAUUCACCAUUUAAUUGCGAUCUGUGUUUUGGUUUUGAAAAGUGUAAAGAAUAUACAUAAAGUGGUGAGCAUAGAGAAGUUUAUGAAUACUCCGUACAAAUUAUUAAAAUGGGAAGUUGUAUGCAAUUGCAAAUGCAACUCAGCUAAAUUUAAUCUCUUUAUUCAUUCUCA
Messenger RNA from Momordica charantia (bitter melon), 1551 nucleotides. RefSeq names its product tunicamycin induced protein (gene TIN1). The record is from RefSeq and is a predicted model, not a curated record. NCBI's taxonomy places the organism in Eukaryota, Viridiplantae, Streptophyta, Magnoliopsida, Cucurbitales, Cucurbitaceae.